GCCCUUCCGAGCCCGCGCCGAGCCCGCGCCAGAGCCGGAGCCAGAGCGCGGGCAGCGCGGAGCGGGCGGCGGGAAGGUAGCGGUGUCCGGCGACCCGCCGCCCGGCUCAGUCCCCGAAAGACCCAGACCCCGCCCGCCCGCCGGGGCCAGAGGGAGCCGGGGACCGCGCAGGCGAGCACCCGCCGCGGGGCUCCACCGUGAGCAGUCCGAGGUGAGCCCCGGAGGAGGGCGCGCCCACCGGAGGAGGUCCAGCCCAGCGCACUCCACACCUAGCUCACUUGUGUCUGGAGCCGCGGACGGACCAGGAGGCGUCGGCCCGGAGCCAGCGCGGACAGCGGGGCGACCGUCCCCGGAGGGCGCGGGGGAGCCGGGCAGAGCGGCCGCGCGCCGAGCCAUGCGCGGGGCGCAAUAGCAGGAAGCGCGGGCUGCAUGGAGCGCGCUGGGGCGCGGGGACAGCGCGGUGGCCGGCGCCUGCAUGGGCUCCCGCUCGCGUUCCGGUUGGCGCUGCUGCUGGCUGGGUCGCCGUCGGGCCACGCGGGGGCUCCCGAGGCGCAGGAGCCCGCAGCCUCCGGCACCGCGGCCCCGGAGGGAGGCGACCGCUGCCGCGGCUACUACGACGUGAUGGGCCAGUGGGACCCGCCCUUCAACUGCAGCUCGGGUGUCUACAGCUUCUGCUGCGGCACGUGCGGCUACCGCUUCUGCUGCCACGACGGCCCGCGCCGCCUGGACCAGAGCCGCUGCUCCAACUACGACACGCCGGCCUGGGUGCAGACCGGCCGCCCGCCCGCACGCACCCGUGACACUGCCGCCCCGCGCGACCCGGGCCGCGAGCGCAGCCACACUGCGGUCUACGCGGUGUGCGGUGUCGCCGCGCUACUCGUGCUGAUUGGCAUCGGGGCACGCCUGGGCCUGGAGAGAGCGCACAGCCCGCGCGCUCGGCGCACGGUGACCAGGACACUGACAGAACUUCUCAAGCAGCCGAGCCCCCAGGAACCCCUGCCCCCACCUCUGGGUCCACACCUGGGUAACUGUGUCCAGGUACAAAUGGGCGAUGGUGUUCUUCGGGGUUCCCCCCUCAACAACACAGACAAGAAACGCCUCAAUAAUGCACCUCUGGGAUCUGCUACCCCUGGCCCCCCGCGCGGCCCCCGGCUGCAGGGUGGCGGCAGCCUGACAUUGCAGCCCGACUACUCCAAGUUCGCUACUCUCAAAGCAGCCGCCCUCAAGGCCACAGAGGCUGCACCCCAGGACUUCUAUCAACGCUUUCCCUCUACCGAGCCGGCUCCGCGGACCCUCCCUGCGCGGACCCCGCGUCCUCCGGAGGACUUGCCUGCGCUGCUCGAAGCCUGUCCCUGGGCCCCUCCGGGUUACGUACCUCCCGCCGGCCCUGUCCCCUACGCGGCCUGGACCGCGGGCCGCCCCACGCGGCCGGUUCCCCGUGGCCACUUGGUGGCUCAGGUCUCCCCUGCGCCCCGGCGGCCCAGCCACGUGCCGCGGCGUCAGUUCAGCGUGGAGAAGCUGCCCGAGGCCUUCAGCGCGCAGCCCGCCGCCACCUUUUACAGCAGCGCGGGCAGAGGGCCCCGGCACCUGAGCACCAACAGCAAAGCCGAGGUCACGGUCUGACGCAGAACCGCUAGAGCCUUCUGCGUGGUCCUGGGCCCCAGGCCGUGGAGUGGCCAGACGGGACUCGGGACAUUUGGAGCCUGUGGCUAAAGGGGCCAUUGGAAAUGUAGGGCUAUCCGUACCUGUGUAAAUAAACCCUCUAAUGUGGUUCCUGUCCCGA
Onychomys torridus (southern grasshopper mouse) is the source of this 1783-nucleotide messenger RNA. It is a transcript of the gene Shisa8, whose product is annotated as shisa family member 8. The record is from RefSeq and is a predicted model, not a curated record. The transcript has 4 exons. Bases 430 to 1623 code for a protein of 397 amino acids. Gene Ontology annotation, biological process: regulation of AMPA receptor activity; regulation of short-term neuronal synaptic plasticity. Gene Ontology annotation, cellular component: AMPA glutamate receptor complex; postsynaptic membrane; postsynaptic density. Lineage: Eukaryota; Metazoa; Chordata; Mammalia; Rodentia; Cricetidae.